AUGAAGCAGGCCUUACUAGUUUUGCAACUGGAGCAAGAUGCUGAGCGGAGAGCAGAGGCAGAAAGACAAGUUGUGAGGGCCGAACCAGAAGACCUUUGCACCUACAUAUUUGACCCUAAUGAGAGUGUAGGUACCCGCUUAAUAGCAUGCUCUGUACUUGCCUUACAACCACAGCUUUCCAUCGAUGCCAUUAAGUACAUUAUAACCCAGCUGUGUCUUCUCGAGCGGACUCAUUUGGUAGCUCCCCUUGUUUCCAAACUUGCUCAAAUUGUGGCUAUGAAUUUGGUUAAGGCGUCCGGCCAACUUCAGAUGGAUCUUCAAGAGCUGGUGUCUGGAAUGAGCACCUGCUUCGACGUAUAUGCGCCAAUCCUGGAGGAGCUCCUUUUAAACUCUCUUACGUUACAGUGUAAGACCAACAUAAAGCCCAUUGCUGCGCUAUCAGCAAACAUAUUUGCCGCCGUUUCUAAGUUUCCUAUUCACCAAAUGAACACGAAUCAGAAGCUUCAACUAGUCACACUUCUUAAGGCUGCCACGGGGGCCUUACCCAAUGAUCCAGCUCUUUUCAGUUUCAUAUUUACUGCUCCUGACUUUUCUUCUGCUUUCAUGGACAUGUUCCUACAGCAGGAAAUUACCUGCGAUGUUGCUGAUUUGGUAGUUACUUUGUUAACCAUAAAAUUGCCGAAGAAUAACCCGUCUGCUCUUCCGUAUCUAGGUCCUCCUCUCCUCUACUUGAUUACUAAUGGUCCUAGGUUCUAUUCCUGCUUUAAUUACAAUCAGUUGAAGGCCGUCACCAUGUGUUUCACCACUAUCUACACCGCUCACAGCAACACCCUCCGUCCCAAUAAAGAUUUCAUAGUUUCUGCACUCAACAACAUCUUCUGCGUCUUUGCCCAGCAUCCCUCCCACUUUAUUUUCGAUCUACUACUACCCUCUUUGAUUAACAUCUUUAACGACCUUUCCCUUCGGGUAUAUGAGAUACCUACAUCUCUAACUAUGUACCUAAUCGAGCGUGUCUGCUUCUACGUCAAUAGGCAUAAUCUUCGAAGCCUGCUAUCUGUGACCGAAGGAGAUACUCUAACAGAGUCUGAAGAGUACCUGGCACAGGAUUCAAUAGAUUCUAACACCUCGUUCUGGCUCACGUGGUUUGCUGCCUUCAAGGGAAAUUGCAUGUCCUUAGUCGGUAAGCUGGCAAUUUUCUACCCCCACAUCACCCUCACUACGCUGACUCAGCAUCUCGGCCAGUUUCUGACAUCUUUGGCCAGUUUUGAGAACAAUAUGACCAUGGAACAAGCACAACAAUUUACACGUCACACUGAACAAUACAAUGCGAUGGACUCCGUCAUAGCGAUAGUCGAUGCAUCGGUGUACUCUGUGCUUAGGCACUUGCUAUUCACUAAUACAUACAAAGAUGUGUUGAAACCAGGUGACGUCCUUGGUGUUGCUCACGUUCUUCUUUCCUAUCGACCUAUCCACCCUAUUAUCUAUUAUAGACUAAUGGCUAUAUUGGAAAACUUUUAUAGAGACUUUAUGCACAGUAUAUCUAGCGCCACUGGAGAUGUGGUAGUAAAGCCUUUCAAGGGUAAGAGAAAGCAAGCCCAAGGACAGAACCCUCCAUCGGCAGAAUCGGUAAAGGACUCUUCAGAGAAUGAAUCCGGUACAUCAGUUAAAGGACUAUUGGCAGAGUACAUAGCACCCCUUCUGCAACCUAUCUUUCAGCUGUAUGUGCAGAUGAUUGCUUUUAAGUCUCAAGUUCUCGGGGAAACAGAUAUAUCUGGAGAAGAGCUUUAUUCUAGGCUGAGCCAGGACACGUUGGCAAUCAGACGUCUGGCGGCAGACCGGGCCAAGAUUCUAGCAGGCAAUAGAUAUCUCCUUAAGGAGUACAUCAUCUCAUCACCUGACGUGUUUGCUGCCUUUGUAGGCCAUGUUACGCUUCUUCAACAGCAGAAUCAGGUAACUGCAUAUGAGCAUGUGCUUCUGAAUCAGAUAGUUGCGUGUACAAUGCUUGCACAUAACGAUAGUGAAGGGUUCCAGCGUAUAGUCACUGACGCACUUCAGCAAUCACGCAGUGUCCUCUUCAGUCAAGAGAUUACAGCGAUUCUCUUCUCUCCUGAAGCCUUUAUUAGUUACUUUGGGCUAGACAAUGUUUCCGUCUCGAACCCUGUUUCUCUAACGACACCCACGCCGCUACCAAGCUUAUUACUCCGCAGGAAGAUUAUGUUCGCGAUACAGCAAGCCAAGGAAGUGCUUAAUCGCGUUCAUGACGCAUCUGGAACAACCUCGAGUCAAAGCGAUCUUAUAGACAGGUUGAAGGACAUCACACGUAUGCUAUUGGUAAUUGCAUCCAAAGGCUUUUUAUCCGCAACACCUAAAUACUUUGAGCAGCAGCUUUCCAACCAACGCGUUCUCCUAGGGGGGACCAUUUCUGGUGGGGUGGCAAAGGUUGAUCUUGAGAAUCAUGAUGCGACAGCAACAGACAUUGAGCACGCCCACAGCUGGCUCGAGCGCUGCUUAAUCAGUAGCUUGCAGUGCAUUUCCCUGAACCAGAAUGACUUCCUUCAAUAUCUGCUCCAGCUGGACUACGACACUAUCCCUAUCUACAUUCUGCGGCUUAUCUUGCUCGUUGUCCCCCGACUUUGUGAUGUUCAAGUCAUCCUCAUUCUCUCAAAGAUAGUAAGCGUGCAAUACUAUGACGUGCAUUCUAUUUACACUGCGCUUACCAAGGAUGAACACAAAGCGUUGAGUGCUCUCCUUCCUAAGACUCGCGAGACGUGUGUUCUUUCUCGCACCGCGGAAAGCAUGUUGUGGGAGGACCUUCGAGAAAAGAAAGAAGUUCUUGCUAGAAACAUUUUAAACCUAUGCAAUAGAGCAGUGAUGGACAUAUGUGUAAAGCUUUUUCUUCAAGAUGGAGACAUCAAUGAACGGAUCCAAGCCGUGCUAUCAACGAAUCAGCAGUUUGUGGACUACUCAUUGGGUCUUCUCUUUAGUUUGCUAGUAUCCUUUAGCAAUGAUGCAAAAUACGCAGCACAAAUAGCAAUUCUCAUAUGCAAAAUCUUUGACUACAUAUCGUCAUGGCCACCAACUGGAUUGGGACAGCCAAACCAGUGCUCAUCGUCUGGAGAAAGCGUACGUUCUGAUGGUGUGGCCAACUCGGGUCUAGACGGUCCUGCAACACCACCUAUCACCCCUAUCUUAGCCUGCACUAAUAAGGCACCUGAUGAGCUGCUACACAAGAUCGCCACUUUCUCUUUUGCAUUUAUCUUACAGUAUAGUCAGUAUGACUCAUACCUUUCUUGCUUUUGCGUACUGGCUGGGAGAUCCAUCCAAUUAGCUGAAGAUCAGCUGCCAAUAGGCAUAUUCUACUCUGGAAACGAACAUAUAGUACCCGAGCUCACUGCAGAGCUAAAGAGUAUACCUUUUAACAGCACCAAGCAAAUUAGGCAGGCUGUCCUUAAUAGCCUCAAGCACUCGAAGCGGAUACAACUCAACACACAAGUACCCACUAACAUCACCAUAGCUGCUUUGAUGACCCAGCGCGCUGAAAUAAACGAUAGCAUGGAGGUCAAUAUUGGAGACUACACAAUAGGCGAGAUGCUAGGCGACACGCUCAGUACAGAGUAG
Messenger RNA from Giardia duodenalis, 3618 nucleotides. RefSeq lists its product as uncharacterized. Lineage: Eukaryota; Fornicata; Diplomonadida; Hexamitidae. The record is from RefSeq and is a predicted model, not a curated record. The coding region runs from base 1 to 3618 and encodes 1205 amino acids. The transcript has a single exon.